Molecule: messenger RNA, 6662 nt
Organism: Hemicordylus capensis (graceful crag lizard)
Lineage: Eukaryota; Metazoa; Chordata; Lepidosauria; Squamata; Cordylidae
Exons: 5
Coding region: 1843-2895 (350 amino acids)
Source: RefSeq, a predicted model, not a curated record
GUCUCUUUAUUUGCAGGGCAAAAAUGGGUUUAUUUCCACCUAUCCGCUGUUCCUGACUGACCAGAAAUGAUUUCUGAUGUCAUUUCCUGCCACCAUUUUGUAGUGCUGAGCCAUUUUGUGUCUCUUUUCUGAGGGGAGGAGAUCCUGGGGACAGAAAUUGGAGGAUUUGGAAGUUUAGGCUGCAUUGCUGAAGAGCAAGGAGAUCCUCAGCAACGGUAGUGGACUGCGCAUGCCCGAGACAGAAAUGGACCAUGUCAUGUGAUUUGAUUGUAGGCGGAGCCGCCUCCCAGCCCCAGUUCCAGUUCUGUCUCGCUCGGGACAGGAUGCUUGGAGAGAGCUCUGACUGUUUACUCCAUUGCUGCAGAUUUUGAAGUUUUACUGACCAAAGCUAAGCGCACAAUUGAUGUCUCUCCACCUGAGCAACCAGCCUCUACUCUUGAUCACCAGGCAACCCGCCUCACAGAACUAUGCGGCUAGGGAUGUCAGAUUCCAACCCUCCAGAGGUUCCAACAGACCAUAGUGGCGACAAAGGUACUGAGGUCGGUCAACUCUAUCAAACAUCAACAGAUGCUUCAGGCAGUGAACCACCUGCUACAGAUCCGGGCGACAGAGCACGUUCCAUCUGCGCAAAGAUUUCUCAGCACAUACUCCAUCCUAUUCUUAGUCCCAAAAAAGGACGGCUCCUGGAGGGCUGUCCUCGACCUCAAGACCUUCAAUCGCUUUGUACAGAAGAUAAAAUUUUGGAUGGAAUCCCUUCAUACCAUAAAGGAGGCUGUUCAGCCAGGUGACUACCUGGCUUCAGUGGACCUGUCAGAGGCCUACCUGCACAUUCCGAUCAGAGCCCAUGACAGAAUCUAUCUGCACUUCGCCUACGAUGGCAACCACUUCCAGUACCGUGCCUUGCCCUUCGGCCUGUCCUCAGCCCCGAGGGUGUUUACAAAGAUCAUGGUCUCGCUGGUCUUGCACCUACGCCUCCUGGGAGUGAAUGUCCAUCCUUAUCUUGACGACCUGCUCAUCUGGGCACGAUCCAGGGAACAAGCCAUCAAAGAUGUCCACACCACAGUGACAGCCCUUCAGGAUCACAGAUUCGUAGUCAACCCAGAAAAGACAGAGCCAUUUCGUCCCGACCCAACGGCUAGUACAUCUGGGAGCGUUGUUUGACACGGCACAGGGGAUGGUCUCUCUUUCCGAGGAGAGAAGAGACAAGAUCACACAUCAACUCUGCCCUCUCCUGCAAAAACACAAGGAGGACGUUGUGGUCUUGGCUCAAGCGCUGGGAUCAAUGAUAGCAUGCCUAGACUGUUCCCCUUGGGCCAGGUGGCACUCACAAUCGCUCCAAUGGGCCCUACUGCCCUGUCAAGACAACAUCAUGGCAGUCACACACAAGACCAUCACGAUUUUGCAGCGAGUCAAACAAUCCCUGCACUGGUGGCUGUCCCCGUCUCUCCUUGUAGAGAGACCCUUGGCAGAACCCCAUCGCACGGUACUCACAAUGGAUGCAAGUCUCUCGGGUUGAGGGCACACUGCCAGGGACAGGUGGCACAAGGAUCCUGAUCGAUAGAGGAGUCCAGACAUCCGAUAAACUGGCUAGAACUCCGAGCAGCCCACUUUGCACUGCUUCACUUCCACCACCUUCUUCAGGGUCAACAUGUUCUCAGGAUGGACAAUGUGACGGUCAAGGCACAUGUCAACCGGCAGGGAGGCACCAGAUCAAGACAGCUGAUGAAGGAAGCAGACCUCAUCUUUCGCUGGGUGGAGAACAACGUGCUCUCCAUCAUCACCGAGCAUCUAAAGGGUGAAGACAACAAUCUGGCUGAGUCGGUAGUCCCUUGAUCCAGGAGAAUGGUCGCUGCACCCGGAAGUCUUCACUCAGAUGUCCAGAAUCCUGGGUCAACCAUUGGUGGACCUGUUCGCCUCGCCAGCCAACCGCCAGCUUCCCCGCUUCAUCUCCAGAUACCACUCUCCCCUUGCGGAAGCGACCAACGCUCUCCACUCCCCGUGGCCGGACGGUCUACUCUACGCCUUCUCCCCCUCCAUUAUCAGGAAAGUCAUCAAGAAACUGCUUCUGGAAAAGGCGGAUCUGAUCCUCGUAGUGCCAUUUUGGCCCUGCAGGCCGUGGUUCUCCGACCUCAUCAAUCUCGCCACCCAGCCAUCGUGGCGCCUUCUGCUCUGUCCCGAUCUGCUGCGUCAGGGUCCCCUCCUCCAUCCCGACCCCCAGUGGCUCCAACUCUUUGCCUGGAGGUUGAGCGCGUGAAGCUAAAAGCAAAGGAGUAUUCUAAACCAGUACAAGAUACCAUCCUAGCCUCCAGGAGGCCUUCCACGAAUCACAUAUAUCAGGCCACGUGGUCGGCUUUCUUACGAUGGGCACAUUCACACAAGAAGGACUCCCUUGUGGCAGGAGUGCCAGAAGUCCUCGCCUUCCUUCAAGCGGGUCUGAAUCUUCACCUCCACCCUAGUACCCUCAAACGGCAGGCCUCUGCCCUGGCCUCGGUUUUAAACAUCUCAUCCUCCUCUGCUGGCCAGCCAGCGCUUCAUUCUCACGUCUCCAGAUUCCUGAGGGGUGCGGCCAAUCUAGCACCGCCUCCCAUCAAACGCUUUUCCUCCUGGAACCUGAAUCAAGUGUUGAAUACACUCACGAAGGCUCCAUUCGAACCCAUCGACUCAAUUCCACUUAAAGUACUGUCCUAUAAGGUUCUGUUCCUGGUGGCCAUCGCAUCUGCCUGCAGGAUUUCCAGAUUGGGUGCUCUAUCUGCAAGAAAAGAAUUCUGUACCUUUCAGUCGGAUGCAGUUAAUCUUCAGUUAGAUCCGACCUUCCUACCUAAGGUCAACACCGCCUUUCACAGGACUCAGGUUAUUGUGCUUCCCUCCUCUCCCGUUCCCACACAUCCCAAAUAAAAGUUGUGGCAUAAGCUUGACGUCCAUAGGGCCCUACUGAUAUACAUACACAGAAUCAGGGAUAUCCACAAGUCUGAUGCGCUCUUUGUUUCCUUCCAUCCUCCAUGCAUUGGCAAUAGGGUGUCCAAGGCUACCCUGGCUGGAUGGAUAAAAUCCAGAUUUCAAGGCUGUUGGGAACUUGGUUGGUUUUAAUGGUGUUUUUUUUAGUUUUUACUGAUUUUGUAUAUUUCCACCAUAGGAAAUAAUGGGGAUUUGAAGUUGUCCUAUCCUAACCCUGACAUGGACCCCCAGCUUUAAUUUUUUUUUUUUAAAAAAAAGCUAAGCUCUAGCCCUUGUAGAAGUGGAGUUAUGGAGCAAAAUGCUGAGCAACCCACCCUCUUCUCCCCACUACAAACUACAGUGCAUGUUACACUGUUCAUGUAGUUUUACCAUGUGUGUUUUAAUUUAAACAGCAGUUAUUGGGGAGGGAUCAGCACCAGGACCUUGGGGAGCGGAUAUUUAAUUUGUUCCCAUUGUGCUGCUAUGCCAAUGAAAAUUUCCAUCUCCGAGCUUCAAUUAAUCCCAGGAGGAUUAGCUUCGAGGGUAGAAUUUUUAUUGGGACUUUGGCAUGCCAGGAAAGGUUUAAAUAUCCCUUCCCUGCAUGGUGUGGUCAAUAUGUUUUUGAAUGAAUCACUUAUAGGAGAUUUUUGUGUGCAAACAGCCUCUCAUCUAGCUAUGGCAUCAUCCCGUUCUUCCCUGAAGGCUUGUUUUUCUGUCCAUGAAUCUACUGAGGUACAGUCAGGAGCAUAGGGAACUACUGAACUUUAGACCACAUGUAGAUCUGACAAAAGUGAAUGUUUUUACAGUGUGACUCUCCUGAGCAAAACAAUUCAGAGAAUCAUUAUGCCCACUUCUCCUUAGACAACUGAUUGGAGAUGCUCUCAAACCCAGGAGAAAAAUGUGUUCGGUAAAAUGACUAAGACUUUAGAAUGAGAUUUGCUGGAACCAGGCAAUAUUACCCACUUUCUACCAAUUCUCUAACCCCUCCUCCCAAAAUGGGGUGUCAAGAUAAAUUUGAGAAACUGAGUUUUUGCUGCAGAGCAGACUCCUGCUUCCUAGCAGAAUGCAAGGUGUCCCAGAGGCAUAGCAUGGUCAAUGAGUGGGACUACAAGAACUGGCAACAUUCAACAUCCAAAUAAGCCUGAAGUGGCUUAAUCACUGCUUGAGAGAUUAAAACCUGCAGAGUUAUCCAUCCUGGAAUGACAAGCAGCACCAGGGUUUAUAUCUCUGUGGCAUCCAUAGAUCCUUCAAAAGCUUACCUUCACAACCAUUUCCCAAAUAGGUUUGUUUCUAAUUAGUUGCUCUUCAGCCGUAUAGGUGCUUAGAAAAGGCCUUGUAAACUUUAUGCACCCUGCUAGAAUUAGCCUGCAAGACGUUUUCCCUACCCAAACAAUAUUUUCCUUUCAGUCUUGUCCAAGGAAGGAGAGAGGGAUAGUCCAACCUGAUUUUCCUGCCUCGGAGACCAUUGGUCUUGUGGUAGCAAGCAUGACUUCUCUCCUUAGCUAAGCAGGGUCCACCUUGGAUGAAUGGGAGGCUUGAUGUGUGAGCACUGGAAGAUAUUCUCCUCAGGGGAUGGAGCCUCUCUGGGAAGAGCAGAAGGUUCCAAGUUCCCUCCCUGGCAUCUCCAAGAUAGGGCUGAGAGAGACUGGCUGCUGCUAGUCUGUGAAGACAAUACUGAGCUGGAUAGACCAAUGGCCUGACUCAGUAUAUGGCAGCUUCCUAUGUUCCUAUUUUGUUUAUCCUAAUUAAGAACUCUCUUUACCUCAUAUAGAGACUACAGCUGCUACUCUCUUUACAAAAUGGUGAUGUAGAUGUCCACAUCAAUGACUUGGGGCUUAUCCACCAGAAGACCUUGCAGCUCACUCAUUAAGAGGCUCUGCUGCUUAAAAGGGUUGUCAGGCUUGCACCAGCAUAUAAAAUGUUGCGCUUGUAUGGGUCUGAUAUUGCAUAGGAGAUUAUUAUUAUUAUUAUACCACUUUGAAUGAUAACUUUAUUAGGAAAGUCUAACCUGAGUGACUAAUACAGAUGCAAUGUUGUGCCAGUACCCCAUAAUAUCCUGCUGCUACUCUGUGGCUUCCCAUACACUGGGAAGCCACUGCCCUCAGGGCAGCAACUACUUAUUCUAAGCUGUGAUGAAAUUUUAACAUAUCUCCUACCUCCUUUCAAGUUCCUUCUCCUUUUGUUUCAGGUUUUUAUCUAGAUUGUGAGCCUGUGGGCUGGGACGUGCACAUUUUAUUCAUGUACAAUGCUAGUAUAUUUUAGGAGCUUCUAUAAAUAAUAAAUGAUGGUAGGAUGCUCAGCAUGAGGAGCAUCAUGACCUUGAUAUAAUGUGGCAAAUUUUAGAGUCUGGUUAGUGGCACAUGGGAACAUUUGUCACCAAGGUAACCCAAAUGCUGAAUGACUGACUGCUUUUAUAAUUAUGUGAUGAUUGUGUGCUUGCCUCUAUCGCAGGAUUCCUGCAACUCCACUGUUUGCCGCUGCCACAUACCCUCCUUUCACCUAAAGGGCCAUCAAAACCCCACUCUAACCCCUGGUGGGUGUCUGUAAUAAAAUGAUGAGACUUAGGGUUGCCAGCUUCUUAUUGCAAAAGUUCUAGUAGCUUCAGCAGGGGCACAGCAAAGUUGGAAGGGGCCUGGGACAAGAUUUGAGGAUGGGCUCACCUUUUCUGCCUGCCUCGUGCUGGAUGGCUGCACUCUUAUCCUCGAAGGGCCCACCUCGCUGAGAUCAGGGCAGCAAACAGCUGUGUCAGCUCUGUGAUGACACAGAGCAACCAGCUGGCACAAGUUGAGACCAAGCAGGCAAUGCUUGCAGUGGGGCGAAAGUGGCUGGUGGUCUCUGGACCUCCAUGGCUGCUGGGCAUUUGUUUUGCCUCACCCAAUAGUAACAUUGGCUCAGUUCAUACAUAAUGCCAAACCAGAGUUAAAUGUGGCAGAGGUUGGGACUCCAGUAUGUCCCAACAUGUGAAACCACAUUUUUGUGGGAAAGCGGCCUCUGGUUUGCCUCAGCAAACUCCACUUUGAACCUUUGGUUUGCACAAAAGUUCACCACUGAGACUUGAGGUUUGGCCACUGAGGCUCUGGAUGCCGCCAUAACUGUGAUUUCAUGCCUAUUUCCAAACCGCAACCAUAGAAGCCGUAGCACAGACCUGCCCAGGGACUUGUUUGCUCCAUGCCAGCAGCGCUUCUCACUGGCUGCCACUCAGAGAACCAGCCCCACCCCUCCUCUCACCUAUGCUGCUAUGGAGUUGCCUGGCAACAGGGACCCCACGACACCCCAUUACAGCCUUGCCAUCGUCUCAAUGGGCAUUCCCUGUCCCGACUCCAUCCCUUGCUUCCCAAGAAGCAAGUGACCAUGAUGUAGUUGAAUAAGUGAGUUGAAUAAGGUGGACGCUCACUCCCCUAAGCUGGCAGACCAUCGGGUUCCGGUGCUCCUAUAUGUUGAUGAUUUGAUCCUCUUGUCCCAGACCCAAAUUGGUCUCCUCAGACUUUUGAAAAUGUUUGCCCAAUAUUGUAAUGAUAACCAUCUUUCCAUUAACUUUGCUAAAUCAAAGGUGUUGGUGUUCUCAAAUGCCAGGAAGGUUUACAGCUGGAGAAUCAACCAUAUUAAGAUCGACCAGGUUUUUAAGUUUAAAUAUCUUGGUAUCUAUUUCCAAUCAAAUCUUAAUUGGAAAUCACAGCGUUUACAUGCGAUCCAUACUGCACAUUCCACAAUGUAUGCUUUUCUCCGUU